This is a messenger RNA of Saccharomyces mikatae IFO 1815, 1392 nucleotides long. It is a transcript of the gene VPS62, whose product is annotated as Vps62p. The coding region runs from base 1 to 1392 and encodes 463 amino acids. The transcript has a single exon. The record is from RefSeq and is a predicted model, not a curated record. NCBI's taxonomy places the organism in Eukaryota, Fungi, Ascomycota, Saccharomycetes, Saccharomycetales, Saccharomycetaceae.
AUGCGAAUUUCACAGAAUAAUCAAAGGCGACGGGAGAAGAGACUGUUCUUCCUCGUCGCAUCUUUUGUUACUUUGUUGAUACCCUGCCAUGCAGUUCUCGUGCCUUGGUUAGACAAUGACCCAUUUGAAGAAGCGCCCAUACUGAUGAGAGAAGGUACAUGGAGCAAGGGCAUGUUUCCGUUGCACCCAUCUAAAGUUACCGAGAAGAAUAAAAGUUUAAAACGAAAAGGUACUGUGCCGCAAUAUGUUGUUGAUAAUAGCCCUCUGCUUCAUUUAUAUAGUGAAGAAAGGUACUGGCCAUCUGACGUCAAUGAUUUUGUAAAGAGGUUUCAGUUACGAGACCAUAGUGGAGAAAAAACUAUUCAUAAACGCUUUCAUGAUUUAAGUGACUUGCGAGAGUAUUAUUCGGUAGAAUUUGAGAACGGAACGCGGGGUCAAGUAUCUAGUGAAGGUACAUACAUGACAAGUUUAGAUGAUUUUGAUAAAGAUCCCGACUGGUUGUUAGGUGAACAACCAGAAUAUGGUACGGGUCACAUAAAGAAAGCACCAGCAGUUCUUUUUGUGGUUGAUAAGGGAAAUGGUUGGGUAGAUGCAUUUUGGUUUUACUUCUAUCCUUUCAAUUGGGGUCCCUAUAUUAUGGGAUCUGGGCCAUGGGGGAAUCACGUUGGAGAUUGGGAACAUUCUUUAGUACGAUUUUAUAAAGGAGAACCACAGUAUCUAUGGAUGAGUGCUCAUGGAGGUGGUACUGCUUACAAAUUCGAAGCUAUUGAAAAAAUUAAAAGAUUGCGUCGUAUCGAUGGAAAAUUGACAAACGAGGUUAUCAAAAAGCCAUUGAUUUUCAGUGCAAGAGGGACACAUGCACAUUAUGCAUCAGUCGGUCAACAUGCGCACGAUGUUCCUUUCUUCUUCAUGCCGUUGAGUGACUUUACUGAUAGAGGUCCAUUGUGGGAUCCUUCUUUGAAUUUUUAUGCUUAUACAAUUACUGUGGGUGAGAAGGUGACACCUUGUGGUGCUGAAGAAACUAAAAUGGGUCUGGAGUGGCUGUCGUUCAAGGGCUCUUGGGGUGAUAAACAACUAAAGCCCAGUGAUCCCAGACAAAAAUGGUGCCCAUUUCAAUGGAAAUAUAUUGAUGGGCCAAGAGGUCCACUAUUCAAAAACAUGCAAAGAAUUUCUUUAUGCCAAAGAUUUAAAUGGUGGAAUUUUUGGAAGGGCUGUCCAGCAAGAAGAUCUAUUAAAAGAGGUGAAGGUUUGGAUGCGGAAAAGAAUGAUCUUGUGGGUGACAAUUGUGGUAUUUUGUUGUACAAUAUAAGACCAAAGUGGCUGCGUAGCAUGCUUCGUUUUUUGACGUGGAGAGGAAGCGUGUGUUUCAUUAUGGAUUACUUCACAGGGUAA